AUGCGAAAGUGUACCUGUAUUUCACCAGUGGUCGGGGAUGGGCUGGCGAGGAAAAAUAACAGUGCGGGAAACAAUGAAAAGGCUGCGUCUCCACCACUGCUUCCACUCAAAGCUAGCGACGGGUCACUAAACAAAAUAGGAACCUUGAUUUCAAGUGUCUUUAGGGUCUGGAGAGUGCCAUUUCUGACGCUUGUGGGCAUGGUACAAUUUUGUGUGCGCGUGAUGUUCGCCUGUGGGUGGGUGGCGCGGGUCAUCAUCACCCCCACCGCCCCAUCUCCCGCUUCCCCAGAGGGAUUGUAUGCCAUUCGAAUACCUCCGUGUUUAUUAAUGAGGGUGUUGUACAGCUUUGGCGCUGGCGCCUGGCAAUGCAUCUCCGCCCAGACCAGAUAUCUUUAUCCUAAGGCAAUGAACAUUUACGGGAGGAUGUUUGCAUGUCUGGAUUCUUCAAAAGCGGAAUGUUUGAAACCGAAAGGAAAAUGGAAGCAUAGUGGAACACAGCUCUCUGUGCUCGAGAACUGGAUGUAG
This is a messenger RNA of Rangifer tarandus platyrhynchus (Svalbard reindeer), 525 nucleotides long. The record is from the annotation of a GenBank genome assembly. Lineage: Eukaryota; Metazoa; Chordata; Mammalia; Artiodactyla; Cervidae.